Messenger RNA from Carassius carassius (crucian carp), 3135 nucleotides. RefSeq names its product minichromosome maintenance 8 homologous recombination repair factor (gene mcm8). Gene Ontology annotation, molecular function: ATP binding; single-stranded DNA helicase activity; single-stranded DNA binding. Gene Ontology annotation, cellular component: nucleus; MCM complex. The transcript has 19 exons. Gene Ontology annotation, biological process: DNA replication; double-strand break repair via homologous recombination. Bases 136 to 2673 code for a protein of 845 amino acids. The record is from RefSeq and is a predicted model, not a curated record. Lineage: Eukaryota; Metazoa; Chordata; Actinopteri; Cypriniformes; Cyprinidae.
UAAGAUCUGUUAAAAUAUCUUUCUUUAAUAAAAUAUGUGUUAAUUUCUCUCAGUUUAUGUUUUUUAACGUCCAUUCUUAUAACGUUAAUUCGAGCCGUUGUAAAAUAAUAAACAGCAGACUUCAAAAGGUGAAGAAUGAGCAGUCAGGGUUCUGCCCGAGGGUCAUGGAGGGGUGGAAACAACUCUGCUGGUGGAGGAGGAGGAGGGUGGAGAGGAGGAAGAGGAUGGAGUAAUGGUCAGUACAGAGGGUGGAGAGGCCGCCAGUGGAGCAGAGGAGGAGGAAACUGUUCCACCAACAAUACACAACAUGGGUUUACUCCACAAGUUAGUCAAGUGCGUGGAAGUCAAGCAACCCUUGACAUCAUGUGUCCAUACAAAGGAUGGCGACUCUAUUUUUCUGAAGGUUUUGUCGAGAGUACACCAUAUGUUGAGAAGAUUAAAGUGUUUGAGCGGUACUUCACAUCGCAGAUUGAGCUUUAUGAUAAGGAUGAGAUUGAAAGGAAAGGCAGCAUUUUGGUGGACUACAAAGACCUUCUGUCUAACAAACUGAUUUCACACACUCUUCCUGAUCUUGCUAAAGAUCUUAAAGAAAUGCCUGAGAAGAUACUGGACUGCUUGGGUGUGGCAAUUCACCAGGUAUUGACUGUGGAUCUAGAGAGACGUGCAGCAGAACUGCAGGGACAGGAAGAGCUUCCUGCUGGUCUACGGCCCAUAAUCAACAUCCCUCAUAUCAGCGCCAGGGUGUAUAACUACGAGCCACUGACUCCUUUGAAAAGUCUGAGAGCAAAUUUAUACGGCAAGUUUGUUGCGGUCAGAGGCACCGUGGUGAGAGUGAGUAACAUUAAACCGCUCUGCAGAAAGCUUGCGUUCGUCUGUAACAGCUGUGGAGACACACAGAGCGUCACGCUGCCUGAUGGGAAAUACGCCAUGCCCACUAAGUGUUUACAGACUGAAUGUCGUGGUCGGUCGUUCACUCCAAACAGAAGUUCACCUUUCACACUCACUGUCGACUGGCAGACAGUAAAGGUUCAGGAGCUGAUGUCAGGUGACCAGCGUGAGUCCGGCCGGAUCCCACGCACUAUUGAAUGUGAGCUCACGCAGGACCUCGUGGACAGCUGUGUGCCUGGAGACAUGGUCACCAUCACAGGGGUCAUUAAAGUGUCCAAUGAAGAGGGAAAUGGCAGAAACAAGAAGGACAAGUGCAUGUUCCUGUUGUACAUCCAGGCGAAUUCAGUCAGCAACUCAAAGGGUCAGAAAAGCAAAGCGGCGUCUGACUCUGAGGGCCAGGGACCUUCAGUUGAGUUCUCCAUCAAAGAUCUCUACGCCAUCCAAGAGAUUCAAGCUCAAGAGGACUUAUUCAAACUCAUAGUGAACUCUCUUUGUCCUGCCAUUUAUGGCCAUUUGCUUGUCAAAGCAGGGCUGGCUCUGACUCUGUUUGGUGGAUGUCAAAAGUAUGUUGAUGAUAAAAAUCGCAUCCCAAUAAGAGGAGACCCGCAUAUUCUCAUCGUUGGAGACCCUGGACUUGGUAAAAGUCAGAUGUUACAGGCCGUGUGUAACGUGGCUCCUCGGGGCGUAUAUGUUUGUGGAAACACGACCACCACCUCAGGACUGACUGUAUCUCUGUCCCGGGACAGUGGAUCGGGAGAUUACGCUCUUGAGGCAGGAGCGCUGGUGCUGGGAGAUCAAGGUAUCUGUUGUAUUGAUGAGUUUGAUAAGAUGGGCAGCCAGCAUCAGGCUCUUCUGGAGGCCAUGGAGCAGCAGAGCAUCAGUCUGGCUAAAGCUGGGAUUGUGUGCACACUUCCUGCUCGAACCUCCAUCAUUGCAGCGGCCAAUCCAGUCGGAGGGCAUUACAAUAAAGCCAAGACUGUCUCUGAGAACCUGAAAAUGGGAAGCGCGCUGCUGUCCAGGUUUGAUCUGGUCUUCAUCUUGUUGGACACCCCUAACGAGGACCACGACCACCUGCUGUCCGAACACGUGAUGGCCUUGCGUGCAGGAAAGAACGGUGCGAUCAGCAGUGCUGCGGUCACACGCUACAGCACGCAGGAGUCCAGCAUCUCCAUUCUGGAGGUGUCCUCGGAGAAACCCCUCGCUGACACACUCAAACUGGUUCCAGGAGAGGCAUUUGACCCCAUCCCUCACCAGCUUUUGCGGAAGUACGUGGGCUACGCCCGCCACUACGUUCACCCCACUCUCUCUGCAGAGGCUGCACAGGUGCUGCAGGACUUUUAUUUGGAGCUGCGCAAACAGAACCAGACGGCCGACAGCACACCCAUCACCACCCGCCAGCUGGAGUCCCUCAUCCGACUCACAGAGGCCAGAGCUCGUGUUGAGCUCAGAGAAAAAGCUACGCAAAGUGAUGCAGAGGAUGUCGUGGAGAUCAUGAAACACAGCUUGGCCGACACUUACUCUGAUGAGUUUGGCCGUCUGGAUUUCGACCGCUCUCAGCUGGGCUCUGGGAUGAGUAACCGCUCCAAAGUCAAGAAAUUUGUCACGGCGUUAAACAAACUCUCUGAACGCACCAGCAAAAGCAUGUUUGAGUUCCAGGAGCUACGACAGCUCGCCAAAGAUCUGCAAAUACAGGUUGUGGAUUUCGAGGGCUUCAUCGGUGCGCUCAAUGAGCAGGGUUACCUUCUGAAGAAAGGCCACAGGACCUAUCAGCUUCAAACCAUAUAAAUCAGCCACCUUUAUGAUGUUUUACACACUUCCUGUCUCGCACUGUUGUGUUUGUUUUUUAACGCAACACAUAUUGUAUUUAUAACACACAGUUUAAUGUAUGUUUACAUGGUGCUUCAGUAUUUCCAUGUUAUGAAAUGUACAUUGUUGUCAUGUACACAAAUACACACAAAUUUGUCUUAUAAAUAGUAUUUUCCUAUACAUACUAUGUACAAAAUCAAACAGUAACCACAUUUAUGAACAAUGUUGAAAUAGUUUUGUAUUGUAGGCUGUGUCCUUUCAGCAGAUGCUCCUGUGUUCAAUGCUGAAGUCUGUUUAGUAACUUUAUACCAUUAUCGGUAACAGUAAAAAUGUCCAGCCAAUAAAUGUAAAUACAACAGAUUAAAAACAAAAGAACAUGCUAAUGCAUAUCAAUGCUGUAUUCAUUAUAAAAAGCCAUCUAAAUAAAGAAAACAAAAAUAA